Gigantopelta aegis is the source of this 2255-nucleotide messenger RNA. RefSeq names its product serine/threonine-protein phosphatase 6 regulatory ankyrin repeat subunit C-like. The record is from RefSeq and is a predicted model, not a curated record. The transcript has 2 exons. Bases 317 to 1549 code for a protein of 410 amino acids. Gene Ontology annotation, molecular function: protein binding. Lineage: Eukaryota; Metazoa; Mollusca; Gastropoda; Neomphalida; Peltospiridae.
GCUGCUAUAUUUUCGUAAGGUUCGGCGCAGUUCUGUUCAUCUGUCUGACCUACCCAGUACUGCGUCUGCCUUUGUUUACAUAUUAGACUGUGGGGUUUUGUUUACAUCUUGUGUAUGAACAUCUUGCGCCUUCCGAGCAGCUUGCAUCUGUUGUAAAAAUCCACUUUCAGUAAUGAAGAAUAUCUCAAAACUGGAGGAGAUAUAAUCUAAUACUAUUUGUUCUUUCGUAUAUACGUGUAGGUCUCUUUCUGCACAGGGCAGGAGACGGACGGUUCCAGGACUCUUAGACUUUGGCGAAUCCGCUGCGUUGUGUUCAAUGUUCCAACCUCCCGCCGUUGAAGCUGCUAACCGCAAUGCUGUGGGCAUGCUCAAAGAGGCGCUCAAUGGCGCAUUCGGUGACGUCACACAAGACGACCUCGACGACGCCCUACUGCGCGCCGCCAUCCACGGGAAUACGGCAUGCGUGUUGAUGCUGCUCGACAGCGGGGCCGACGUCACCGCCGGCGACAUGGACAACGACAAUGCCCUCAUGUUGGCGGUGUGCAACGACCACGUAACUGUCGCCAGCAUCCUGCUUCAGCAGUGCCUCGACGUCAACGCCACCAGCGACUACGGCCGAACCGCCCUGCAUAUGGCGUGCUGGCGCAGCAACAAGACGUUGGUGCAGAUGCUGCUGACGGCAGGCACGGACACGUCGGUUAGAGACAAGUACGGCGACACCGCGCUUAUGUUGGCCGUCCUCAACAACCACGCAGACGUAACAGUCACGCUACUGGAAGCCGGAUGUGACGUCAACGCUGCGAACCACGACCGAGAACUUCCGCUGCACUACGCCGCGAAGAUUAACAGCGCGGUGAUAGCUGAGCUGCUGUUGCAGGUUGGCUGCGACGGCGAGGUCCCGAACGGGUGGGGCAGUACGCCCAUGAUGCUGGCCGCCUCGCAGAACAACGGCCGCGUCGUUGACGUCCUAGUCGAGUAUGGCUGCAACGUCAACAUACCCAAUCGGUCGGACAAAACACCUCUCCAUGAAAUCGCCGCAUUCGGCAAUAUCGAGUGUUUGAGACAUCUCCUCGCACAUGGCGCAGAUCCUAACGCCAUUGAUGUGGAUGGCAGACUUCCGGUUCACUAUGCCGUUGCUAAUGGAAACGCCGAGUGUGUCCUCUUGCUUAUUCACGCUGGGACCGUCACCCGAGGAUGUCUUGACAUAAUGCCAGAAACCCUCCAAACCCUGCAGAGAUACACGUUACAACGCAGCUUACAGAUCGCGUCUAUGCUGUGGGAAGCGCGACUCUGUACGAACUCAGAACUGUUUCAGAUUCGUGUUUCUCAGAACUGGGUGGGUGCUCUGAAGGACAAGUGCCCCGAAGGUUUAGCUUGGUUGUGUCGGACCAGUAGUAAUCCUCGAACAUUGUUCAGUGCGUCACGAGCUGUUGUUUUGGACCAGCUCCGCGACCGUGGCCCCGGAGAUCUGAGAUAUAAGGUACGACUGAUGACACAGGUUCCUGCUCCUCUGAGAAAAAAACUUCUGCUGUUUGACUGCUGCACGUGAGGAUUCUGAUUACAAACACCAAGAACAUUACCCUGUUGCCACUGACUUUAGCCAAGGACAUUACUCGUGCAACCUAAAGGAAUUUGUCGCUUUAAUCCUUUGAUCUUUGGAUAGGGUGUUAAAGAGUUAUAGGUAUCAAUGUAGGUCAAAUGUAAAGUACGUCGUUGACAUUGAUUACUCAAUAAAUGACGGAACUUAAAGGAUGUAGUCCUUUGGAGAGAGCUUCAAAGUGAUGUAGGCAUCUAUGUAAUGUGUGGCGGAAGGUAUGUCUUGAGUUGUGUUGUGUGCUUUAUUUUUCAAGGAGAAGAGAGGUAUAUGUAGCUAUACCCAUGUCAUGAUUUUGUCAAAUAACUUGAUCUAUAGUGUACAGAGAUGCGGGUUUUGAUGCGAUAAUGGUUUUGUGGUUUUAACUAUACACAUAUUAAAGUAUGUGACCAGAAAUAUAUAUAUAUAUAUAUAUAUAUAUAUAUAUAUAUAUAUAUAUAUAUAUAUAUAUAUUUGCAGCUUUUUUAAUGUCUAGCGGCUGCGUCUUGCGAUGUAGUGAUUAUGAAUGUAUAAGACUGUGUACAGCCAUGUUGUCAUUACAAAGAAAACGAUAUAUUAAACUAAUAUUAUAGCUAAAACUAUUUGUUAUCAUUCAUUUUAGAACAUGAGGAUCAGGUUACGCAAGUGCCCAACUUAUUGAAUUGACUGAAAUAAGUAAUGC